UUUGAGCAACAGUAUAGCUAUUUAUUUUUCUAGAUUGUUAUUAAAUAUUUUAUUUAUGUCAACUCCAAAGAAAUUGCGUUAUAGAAGCGAUAAAAGUGAAGAUUCUGAUGAAAAUUUUGAAUCUAAUGAGGAAGAUGAUAAAUUUGAGCCUGCGAUUGCUACAUCUAGCGGUCGUUUAGUUCGUCCAUCAUUGGGAAAUGCUUCCAAAACUGGAAUAAACAAUGAAAUUAACAAUAAAGAAAGCAAUGAUGUUAAUGUUCAGGUUCCAAUGAAGCGCCUUAAAAACCAUGAAAGUGAUAAAGUAUGUGCGCCAGAUUUUUCAAAAAUUGUCCGUUAUUUGACUGCUGUACAACAAACACACGAUAAUUCUAUAAAUCUGUUAAAUGAGGAGGAAGUAAAGGUUUUUCUUUCAAUUUUUUUAGGGAAGGAUAAAACGUUUAAAUCCUAG
Messenger RNA from Meloidogyne enterolobii, 448 nucleotides. The record is from the annotation of a GenBank genome assembly. NCBI's taxonomy places the organism in Eukaryota, Metazoa, Nematoda, Chromadorea, Rhabditida, Meloidogynidae.